Ylistrum balloti is the source of this 1053-nucleotide messenger RNA. RefSeq names its product coagulation factor V-like. The transcript has 3 exons. The coding region runs from base 1 to 1053 and encodes 350 amino acids. Lineage: Eukaryota; Metazoa; Mollusca; Bivalvia; Pectinida; Pectinidae. The record is from RefSeq and is a predicted model, not a curated record.
AUGGCUGCCAGCUGCCUUAUUGGAUUUUAUACUUUGAUGAUUUGUAUCAAUACAAUCAAAAGUCUACACAACCUGAUACCAGUCAAAAGUCUACUCAAAACUGGACCUGAUACCAGUCAAAAGUCUACACAACCUGAUACCAGUCAAAAGUCUACACAACCUGAUACCAGUCAAAAGUCCACACAACCUGAUACCAGUCAAAAGUCUACACAACCUGAGACCAGUCAAAAGUCUACACAACCUGAUACCAGUCAAAAGUCUACACAACCUGAUACCAGACAAAAGUCCACACAACCUGAUACCAGACAAAAGUCUUCACAACCUGAUACCAGUCAAAAGUCUACACAACGUGAUACCAGUCAAAAGUCCACACAACCUGAGACCAGUCAAAAGUCUACACAACCUGAGACCAGUCAAAAUCAAAAGUCUAUACAACCUGAUACCAGUCAAAAGUCCACACAACCUGAUACCAGACAAAAGUCUACACAACCUGAUACCAGACAAAAGUCUACACAACGUGAUACCAGUCAAAAGUCCACACAACCUGAUACCAGUCAAAAGUCCACACAACCUGAUACCAGUCAAAAGUCCACACAACCUGAUACCAGUCAAAAGUCUACACAACCUGAUACCAGUCAAAAGUCCACACAACCUGAUACCAGACAAAAGUCUACACAACCUGAUACCAGUCAAAAGUCUACACAACCUGAUACCAGUCAAAAGUCCACACAACCUGAUACCAGUCAAAAGUCUUCACAACCUGAUACCAGUCAAAAGUCUACACAACGUGAUACCAGUCAAAAGUCUUCACAACCUGAUACCAGUCAAAAGUCCACACAACCUGAUACCAGUCAAAAGUCUUCACAACCUGAUACCAGUCAAAAGUCCACACAACCUGAUACCAGUCAAAAGUCCACACAACCUGAUACCAGUCAAAAGUCUACACAACCUGAUACCAGUCAAAAGUCUACACAACCUGAUACCAGUCAAAAGUCUACACAACAUAAUGGUGCUGAUACCAGUCAAAAGUCUAUACAACGUAAUGGUGCCUGA